Molecule: messenger RNA, 759 nt
Organism: Lichtheimia ornata
Lineage: Eukaryota; Fungi; Mucoromycota; Mucoromycetes; Mucorales; Lichtheimiaceae
Exons: 1
Coding region: 1-759 (252 amino acids)
Biological process (GO): DNA integration
Molecular function (GO): nucleic acid binding
Source: RefSeq, a predicted model, not a curated record
AUGGUCGAAAUCUUUACGCGUUAUUGUGUACUUAGAGCACUUCCUGACAAAAGGGCUCCUACCAUCGCCCGAGCUCUUAUUUCUGUUUUUGGAGAUUAUGGCUUUGCCAAAGUCUUACAGAGCGACAACGGCACGGAGUUUGUCAACACCCUCAUCAAGGCUAUCACUGAAGCCUUUGGUAUGGAUCAUCGUCUUAUCACACCCUACCAUCCAUGCGCCAAUGGUGUGGCUGAACCUUGGGUUGGCACUGUCAAACAAGGCAUCGUGAAACUUUUACAAGGCAAGAGCAAUGACUGGGAUCUUUACGUUCCCACCGUACAGUUAUUCCUCAACUCCAAGCAUAAUCCUUUGCAUGGAUCACACCCUUAUUCACUCAUGUUUGCCAGGCAGCCAAACAAGCUUUGCGAUUACACCAAUGACGAGACCAAUGUGUCAUCUCAACAAGCUUUAGAGCUUCGUAAAGAGGACAUUGAGCGGUUUGAGCAAGCUGUGAUACCUGCUAUUCAAGAGCGUAUGCAACGCAUGCGUGACGCUGAGAAACCACGUUAUGAUUCCAAGAAUCGUAUCAUCAAGCCUCUUCCUAUUGGUACCAAGGUGGUCAUCAAAAACGUGCAUCGUUCAGGUAAAACUGAGCAACGAUACACUGGCCCUUUUCGUAUUACAGGUCUCAAUCGAGGUGGUGCUUAUACCUUAGCUGAUGCAACAGGUCAACAACACGCCUGCAACGUCCCGCUUAGGGAUGGGCAUUUAUUCGAUUAA